AUUACCUUUUUUUGUCUCUCCUUCCUCGGGUGAGGUCAUGAUGGUGCAUUGUGCAGGCUGUGAGAGGCCCAUUUUGGACAGGUUCCUGCUGAACGUGUUGGACAGAGCAUGGCACAUUAAAUGUGUCCAGUGCUGCGAAUGCAAGUGCAACCUGACUGAGAAAUGCUUCUCCCGGGAAGGCAAGCUUUACUGCAAAAAUGACUUUUUCAGGAGGUUUGGUACCAAAUGCGCCGGCUGCUCCCAAGGCAUCUCCCCCAGCGACCUCGUAAGGAAAGCCCGAAACAAAGUCUUUCACCUGAACUGUUUUACAUGCAUGGUUUGCAACAAACAGCUCUCGACCGGAGAGGAACUGUAUAUCAUAGACGAAAACAAAUUUGUUUGCAAAGAGGACUAUUUGAACUCGCCCAGUUUAAAGGAAGGCAGCCUCAACUCAGUGUCCUCCUGUACAGACAGAAGUUUGUCCCCGGAUAUCCAGGACCCCAUGCAGGACGAUCCCAAGGAAACAGACAACUCCACUUCCUCGGACAAAGAGACCACCAACAACGAGAACGAGGAGCAGAACUCGGGCACGAAAAGGAGGGGCCCGCGGACUACCAUUAAAGCCAAGCAGCUGGAGACCCUCAAGGCUGCGUUUGCUGCUACCCCCAAACCCACCAGGCACAUCCGGGAACAGCUGGCACAGGAGACGGGGCUCAACAUGAGAGUUAUCCAGGUCUGGUUCCAGAACCGGCGCUCCAAGGAGCGGCGCAUGAAGCAGCUGAGCGCGCUGGGGGCCCGGCGGCAUGCCUUCUUCAGGAGUCCGCGGCGCAUGCGCCCGCUGGGCGGCAGGCUGGACGAGUCGGAGAUGCUGGGCUCUACCCCCUACACGUACUACGGCGAUUACCAAGGCGAUUACUACGGGCCGGGCGGCAACUACGACUUCUUCCCGCACGGGCCGCCCUCGCAGGCGCAGUCCCCGGCGGACUCCAGCUACCUUCCCAACUCAGGACCCGGCUCCACGCCCCUGGGCCCCCUGGAGCCCCCUCUCCCCGGACACCACUCCUCAGAAAACCAAAGGUACACGGAUAUGAUCUCGCACCCCGACACUCCGAGCCCCGAGCCGGGCAUGACGGGCUCGCUGCACCCCAUCCCCGGGGAGGUCUUCAGCGGCGGCCCCAGCCCGCCCUUCUCCAUGUCCAGCAACAGCGGCUACAGCGGGCCCCUCUCGCACCCCACCCAGGAGCUGAGCGAGGCGGCGGUGUGGUAGAGCCCCGCGUGUCCGCGGGGGCACGGCCCCUCGGCCCGGGCACCGGCGCCGGCCUCCCCCCACCUCCUCCGGAUACAGGCACCAGGGAGCAGCUCCGCCCCCGCCCAGCCACACUGAUACCAAAAUCCUCCCUCCGCCUGAGUUUCUGAUCAUCUCCUCUCUAGCCUUCCCGCGCCUGUAGGACCGUGGGGUCCGCCCCGGGCCUCGGAUGUGACCCGUGUGGUACCUUUCUUCCCAGCCACGUCCAAGCAGGCCCUGGCUCCCCCACCGGGCCGGGCUUGAAGGACCUCUCCAAGUCUCUGAAACAGCAUCUCGUGGACCAAAGCUGAACUCGCCUGGGUCACAGGUUUCAACUGAACCCUCUAGACGGACUGAACUUCAUUCUUCCCUUUGUUUUGGGGCGCGGGGGGGAUUCUCUUUGUUUUCUCCCUUUUUUACAACUUUUGUAAUGGAUCGUCCAGAAUCGCACCUCGGUUUUCUUUCAUCUGAAUCAUCUCAAAAGGAAAAAAAAAAAAAGACUCUUUUUUUCUUUACUUAGAAGGUUUCUGUUGACUAUGGUUUGUGGUGAUGGUGGUGGGCCUGGGGAACUGGAAGAAGACAACUUCCACUGGUGACAAGGCGCGCCCUAGUGGUAAGUUCCGGCUCCGCUCCCAAGGACUGCGGGACUUGUCAUGGUCAGGGGGGCUUAAUUGGGGGUUGUUUUGUUUUUCAUGCGGCGAAAAGAUAACUAACACUACCAAUAAAAAAAUCCAAGUCUGAAUGUGUCUAGCAAACACCAAGUCAAAUCCAAAAGUUUAUUGGAGGCUACAUGAAUUUAAGGAUGUAUUAUAGUUUUUGCUUCUAGUUUCUUUAUUUUGUAUAAAGAAAAACAAAUAAAGUAUGUUUUUGUGUUUACUGAU
Molecule: messenger RNA, 2145 nt
Organism: Gavialis gangeticus (Gharial)
Lineage: Eukaryota; Metazoa; Chordata; Crocodylia; Gavialidae
Gene: LHX5
Product: LIM homeobox 5
Exons: 5
Coding region: 38-1246 (402 amino acids)
Biological process (GO): neuron differentiation; regulation of transcription by RNA polymerase II
Cellular component (GO): nucleus
Molecular function (GO): DNA-binding transcription factor activity, RNA polymerase II-specific; RNA polymerase II transcription regulatory region sequence-specific DNA binding
Source: RefSeq, a predicted model, not a curated record